GCUAAACUCAGAGCCUGUUUACACCUGGUAUUAUAAUGGUCUUAUCUGAUGCGAUCAAAGUGGACAGCUCUGUUGUGUUCACACCUGAUAUGUGUCUCCACAUGUGUCUCAAGUCAUCACUUAUGAUCUGAAUUCUUACAUGUUAUGUAAAGAAACACCCUUGGUUAGCUUACAUAAUGUUUCCACAUACCGUAUAUUUCCAAAAAGCCGCCGGGGGUUUGACCCCAUUUUGCGUAUUAAAAGCCGGUGUGUCCGAUUAAAUGUUGGGGCAAUUAUUUGAUAUGGGAGUCACGUGACAUCACGUCUUCUACUCGCGUCACUAAGAACGAAACAGCCAGCAUGGCGGACGCGAGGGAAGUUUACACCGGUGGAGAGGAAAACACAGAGAUGGAGUGGAAUGAGGAGAAUAGUCAGGAGAGGGACAAAAACGAUAAGCUAAGAGGGAAGAAAAACAGAAAGUUUGACAUGAAGUUUAAGCUAGCAGUUGUGAAAUAUGCAGAGCAGCACUCUGGAGAAGCAGCUGCCAGAGAGUUUAACGUGGACCCGAGGCGCGUCCGUGAAUGGAAGAAAAAAAAAGGUGAAAUGGCAUCGCAGGCGGCCACAGAUGCCAAGCGGCUUCGCUUGUCAGGUGGAGGCAGGAAAAAAAAGAGCGAAGAGCUUGAGAAUAACUUGUGCAAGUGGAUACACCAAACUCGUGGACGGAACCUCCGGGUCUCCCGCACAAUGAUUAUCAGGAAGGCCAAGGAGUUGUAUGCCACAGCGGGGGACAAGAGAGGUGGGGACGUGUUUGGAGCGACUAAUGGAUGGCUUGACCGAUUCCUCCGACGUAACAAUUUUUCCCACAGGAGGAGAACAACUGUUGCUCAGAAGGAAGCUCCUAUUGAGAAGCAAGUCAACUGUGCCACCUGCUCCAGUCACCAGAUAGAGAGUAAGAGGAUCCAGCCGAAGAAUAUCAUCGCCAUGGACGAAACAGCUGUGCGGUUCGACAUGCCUAAACACACCAGAGAGAUCGGGUGCCAGGCAGGACUCGUCAACACACAACAUGCUGCUGAGCAGGCCGACAUAAAGCUCAACAUAAAACAACAAGCCAUGCCAAGUCUGAAGCUGAUAUCUGCGACCGACACACAGUAUUCAGCAGCUGUGCUGAAGUCGAUGAAUGAGCAGCGAAACCAUGGAUUAUUUUGUGAUGUCACCAUUAUCAUACAGGACAAGAAAUUCAGGGCUCACAAAACAAUCCUGUCUGCCUCAAGCACAUAUUUCCACCAGCUCUUCAGUGUCGCUGGACAAGUGAUUGAGUUAAACUUCAUCAGAGCAGAAAUCUUUGAGGAGAUUCUCAAUUACAUUUACACCUCCAAGAUUGUCCGUGUCCGCUCCGACAUGCUGGAGGAGCUCAUCAACGCUGGACAGAUCCUGGGGGUCAAGUUCAUUGCAAACCUGGGGUCUCCGUUAUCACAAGUUAAGGGUCUGCCUGGUUUGUCGAAGGAGACGGAAAGCAAAGCAGAGAUGAUGCCCAUCAUCACAGAGUCUUUCUCAAUAUCUGCAGAGGAAUUCAAUCAGACAAGCAGGGUUGGAGGUAACGACGAGGACUCGGACAGUGAUGUUAUGUUUGUGUCACAAACAGAUGCUCAAACCAGAGCUGCCAGUCAGAAAUCCAGCUCUGGUGAGAUCAUCGAUUUGGACACAGCUGAUUCAGAAAAUGCAGCAUCAACGCAAACUGAAUCAAAUCAUACAGCUGCAAAACCGAAAGAGAAAGAGAAAGAGAAAGCCAAACCCCCCUUGAAAUCAUCUGCUCCAAAGCCUCCCAGCAUCAGUUCUGCAAACACCAGUUUGCCCAACAGCAGCCCUCUGCGCAGUCCAGACAGCAGCUCCAAUAACUCGUCUUCCCCUGCCAGAGUUUCCUCAGGAAGUGCUCCCACAACACCAGCCAGGUCAAGCAGUUUCACCCCUGAGCCCUCGAGUGCCUCUCAGUCCUCUGAAAGCAGCGACAUAAUGGGAGUCCACAAGAAGCAAGUCUCAGCGUCAUCUCAGCAAGGGGAUUUCAAAAUAAGGAUUGUAGAUGUAGAUGGAGGCGAAACAAAUCAGACCAACAGUCCCAAAUCAGCUAUAGCAGCAAAAAAGACAGUGACCCUUAACACAGCCACAGAGAUUGAUUCAAUUUCAUCAGGCUGUAAAGUGUAUGCCAAUAUUGGAGAAGACACUUAUGACAUUGUCCCCGUGAAAGAAGAUCCAGGUGAAGGAGGCUCUAAGUCCAGUAAAGGGAAGAGAUCAUUAAUGGCAACGCCUAUCAAACCCUUUGAUAAAACUCCCAUGUCACAGAAAGGCAGCCCAAACAAGAAGAAGGCCAAAACAGAGCUCGAGGAUCACUACGAGCUGAUCAUGGACGGGAAGACUUUCUACGUGUGCAUCGUCUGCAAGCGCCCCUACGUGUGUCUGACGAGUCUCCGCCGUCACUUCAACACCCACUCAUGGGAAAAGAAAUACCCGUGUCGCUACUGUAACAAGGUGUUUGCACUGGCUGAGUACAGAACUAAACACGAAAUCCACCACACAGGAGAGAGGAGGUACCAGUGCUUGGUGUGCAACGACAUGUUCAUGAACUACCAGCUACUGUCCACCCACUGCAAGCAAGUCCACAACCAGGACCCCAGCGGGAGGAAAGAGAAAGACGAGACGGAUAACAACUUAUACCGACUCCUGCCGUGUAAAACGGUGCAGAUGAGGCCGUACUCGUGGAGUACUGAGGGGCAGGGGGUCCCCGUCAUAUCCGAGGACGGCAGCGUGCACCACAUAACCAGCGUCAGCGAAGACGUCCACUCCUCCACCCAGAGCAGGAUGUUGAACUGGGACGACAUCUUUAUCGAGCCCGAUGCUCACAUGCCACCUGACGCUCAUGGCAGACCGGCGUCAGCCAUGAACAGUCCUACACAGGGGGCCACAGAGUUUGACUUUGUUAUACCAGAGACCUACUGAGCAGCACCCGCUGCUGUAUUACCUGUGCCUUUUAGGUGCCCCCCCACCCUUUACUCCUCUUUGCUUCCAUGUCAACAAUAUUCUUCUGUAAUUCUCAAUAGUGUCAGCUCGAGGUAAGGUCACAUGAGCCUUUUUGUUGAAUGAAAUAUGUGGCGUACGCACAGUGAACUGUGAAUUACGAGUCCGCUGGAGUGUUUGAAUUCGUCAGCCAUGCCAUCUUCAGUCAAAGUGAAAGGGAGAUGGAGCGGAUUGCAGCAGGAAGGAAGUGUAAUGUGACCAUACCUUUACUCAUAUUACUCUGCUUGUGUAGUAGCCUUUAUCUUUUGUAUCAUUGGAAUAAAUGAUAGUCACACUAGCCAAAAAAAAAACAUAGAAGUGGUUCACACGCAGCAAAGGAAAUAAUUAGUUCAUAUGAAUCAUGCAAGAAUCAAAAACUGCCCCCCAAAAUAAGGCAGAGUUUAAGACCUAUCACAACAGCUGUAAUAAAAUCAUGUAUGUUUAACUUAUAAGCUAGAACAUCUCAGCUACACGAUCUGAAGCACAAAGCAUUGAAUUAAGACCUUUGAAUGAUGCUGUCUUGUUUCAGCAGUAGAUUUUUUAAGGCCUCGAGGCCUAAAGCAGCUCGCUGAGCUCCGUUACAUAAAAUAUGAAUGGGGUUCACCUAUUUAAGAAACUUCAACUGAUGAGUUUGUGUGUAACCAUGUGACUUUUUUUUUUCACAGGAUACAUUAUAAUGCAUUUUGUGGUUUCACCAGAUUUGUGUAAAAUACAGGAUGUGAUCCAUAAUGAAAUAAAGUUGCUCAGAAUUGACCGGCUGCAUCAAUCAUGACUCUCAGCCUGUUUUUGAGGAUUAAAUGCAACAUUUCCCGGACUGAUCGUUCCUUGUCCCCAGCUGAAACUGUUUUAAUCUGAAUUCUGUACAAGAGAAUGUUCAUUAUGAUCUGAAAUAUAUUUUUUCAUUGUGUGACUGUUGGCGAUCCUGCAUGUGGGUGUUGUAGCAGGGAAGAUAUUUAAUUUUAAAGUGGUUGGAAAAACAAAUGGCUUUAUAUAUUUUUUUCAUUAAACGCCCUCUGUUUUAUUUU
Epinephelus moara (kelp grouper) is the source of this 4052-nucleotide messenger RNA. RefSeq names its product zinc finger and BTB domain containing 33 (gene zbtb33). Bases 340 to 2970 code for a protein of 876 amino acids. Lineage: Eukaryota; Metazoa; Chordata; Actinopteri; Perciformes; Serranidae. The record is from RefSeq and is a predicted model, not a curated record. Gene Ontology annotation, biological process: regulation of transcription by RNA polymerase II. Gene Ontology annotation, molecular function: RNA polymerase II cis-regulatory region sequence-specific DNA binding; protein binding; DNA-binding transcription factor activity, RNA polymerase II-specific. The transcript has 3 exons.